UAAUAUAUGAGUUAUUACCAUAUUUUAAAAAGUUUACCAAAAAUAUAAAUUAACAUUAAAUGCAAUUAUAUAUUUGGUUAUGAUAUCCACAAAUCGGUUCAUAACAGCAAAGCACGGGAGAGAAUACUAGUGGAAACUAAAAGAAAAGCAAGAAAAAAUCAUUACUUGAACGACAAAGAAAUACAAGACCGGUUCGGUUUAAGAGACACACAAACGACACCGUAUAAGUAGUAGACAUCGUUAAAUAUUAAAGGCCGGUUUGGUUUAAAGUGGAAAAAUAUAACCGUUAGAAAAUGCAGGCUGAGCGGUUCAAAUUCGAAACAAUCGAACCAAGUUUUAAAAUAUAACCGUUAGAAAACGUGUCUUCAGUAAACGCCUCCGUUAAUCAAGUAUAGACGCGUUAAGAAUAAUCGUGUGCGUGUCAAUUUAUUUCCACAGUUCCUCUUUCUGGGAAGGAUUCUCUCGAUCGAUUCUUCCAAAAUUUGCAAAACUGGAAAAAAAAUCCGAUUGCAAUCUUAGAUUAAUUUUGUUUUGAAGGUUGAUUCCGCCUAAAACCCGAUGUGAUUGUUUGGGCUCCUCUCACUCGUCAUCGUUGAGAUGAUAUAUUAUCGCUUGGAGGAGGAAACCCACCGGCCUUUUAGUUGCUGCUUUACAUACCUCGAAGCUUACUCCGCAUGAAACCAUCGUCACCAAGGUAUGUGCUUCAGAAGGUGUUCAAAACCAAAUUGUUCAAGAUUUUGAGGAGAUUUCAAGUGUAGCGGACUUUUGUGACAGGUAUGUGCUUUUCAAACUUGCUUGUAAUUAGUUUCUGAAAUUCAAACAUAUGUGAAAUCAAGAUUAAUUUCAUUUCCACUAGACACGUGCUUGAAUAAGCAUCCAAAAUUUUAACAUAUUUAUGUGUUAGCCUUUAUACUUAUGUGAGAGCUUGAAGUAUAUAUGCCAAUAUUGAUUUUCUCAGGUAUGUGCUUCUCUUAUGGAUGCCCAAAAAAGAUUUUUCUAACGUUUACAGUUCUUUGGUGAAGUAUGGAUUUAUCACCCUCUUUAUAUUGUAUAACUUUGGAUUUGAAUCAAUGUUUCAGAGUAACCACAUCUCUGUUUCGUGAAGAAAACACUGGUCACUUGAAAUUCUGCAGGUCUAUUUUCUUCUGCAUCAACCGAUUUCAAAUCCUAAUGUGGUGUAUCUCAAACCUCCAUACUUGGGUUCUGCACAAUCACUUAAAAAUACAAAACAUACAUACAUAGGUACAAACAUGCAUUCAUAUAUACGUACUUUCAUACUGUAUACAUGCAUAAUUGCUUACAUACAUCAUUGUUUAUUUGCUUUCUUGAUUUUUUGUUUGAUUCUUCUGCUAACUUACUUGCUUCUUUAUUUAGCCUUUCAUUCGUACUUCUUCCCUUGCUUGCUUUCUUGAUGUCCUGCUUCUUUAUUGACUUCCUUGAUUCAUUGUUUCACUUCUUUACUUGCUUUAUUGAUUUGUGCUUCUUUCCUUCCUUGUGUGCUUCUUUCCUUCCUUGUGUGUUUUCUCUUCCUUGCUUCCUUAUGUUUUGUUUUUGUUCCUACUUGGAUGUGUUUUUGCGUACCUGGUCGUUUAUAUAUAUUCUUUUGCGAUUCCUUACAAGCUUCUUCUUUUUUUCCAUCUUUGAUCUUUGUGUCUGUCGUUCUGUGGAAACUUAUUGCUGAUAUCCAUUGAUAAACAGCUGAUUUUAUUUUUUAUACUGGUACAUUUAUAUUUUGUGCUUAUGUUGACAGCAAUAAAUAUCGUUUGGAAAGUAAUUAUUAUAUAUAUAUUCUAUGUUUGUACAUCAUAACAUCUCUCAUUUUAUGAAUAGAUAUAUCUUGGAGUUUAUAUAAAUAUUUAUCUCUUUUGACUAACAAUACCUAUUAUCUAUGUUUUGGUGCUUGUGUUCAUUUAUGAAAUGGAUGUAUCUUUGGAGUCUCUUACAGAUAUCUACUUUGGAUGCAAGUAUGACUCAUGUAUAUUUUGGUAGAAUUUUCCUUGAAUCUGGUAUGUACUUGCUUUGCGUCAUGCUUGAAAUCCUUGGUGAUUAUUCCAAAAUAUUACAAUGACAUGAUCCUCACAAUCUAACUGGUUGUUAUUUGAGUAAUGUUAGAAUUAUGCAUCAUGAUUCUUACAUUUGUGAUUAUUGUGUAAUUUUUUCUCUUUAAAAUGUGUAUCAGUUGACUUGACUUUUAUAAUAUAAUGCUUGGAAAUAUUUUCAGUUAUGGUAUUAGACUAGUAUCUCUCACUUUGUCUUAACAUAUAUAGUUGAUUGGAACUUGGUUUCUUUCUCAAAACAGAGUUCAUUGUCUCUAUGUUUUUUUCUACUUGAAUCUUUUUUAAGUAAUGUUUACUGCUGUUUGCCAAAAUGGACAAUUUAAUCUCAGCAUGAGUUUUGUUGAUAAACAAUGAUUUAUAUAUUUUUUGGCUUUGUGUUAAGAUUACAAGUUUUUUCAUGUGAACACAUUUGUUUGCUUAUACGACCAUUUUGGUCAUUCUCUGUUAAGAUUAUUUUUUAUCAUGAUAUCCUCGGUGUGGUCGGAUGAUAACCAUUUUUCAUCUUAAACUCUUGUAAUGGUUGGUGUGAUAAGAAAAUAUAAAAUUUAUUGAGAAUAGUAUUUAUGUACGUGUAUCCUAAUCUAUACCUAGUUAAGAAACUAAAAGUCAAAAUUAUAUAAUAAAAAUAGGAUUACACGCAUAAAAAUUAUAUAAUAAAAUUUUCUCAUAAUAAUAUACUACUUAUUGUUAAUGACUUUCAAAUUAUGCAUAUCAAGCUGUCGCUAGAAAGCAUUUUACCUGGAAGUAGGUCACAUAUACAAACGACCUGACUCGUUUUGGACCAUUGUUUACCAAUUGGCAAUUACCCUACCGUUGAAAAUAGAUAAAACGAAAUACGAUCAUGAUUGUAAGAAAGAAACGACGUCGUUUUAUACGAUCACAUUAUCGGUUCAUCUUGUGAUAAACUUUUUCAAAAAUAAAUCAAAUAACUAACUGAAUAGCUAAUACAUUUUUAUUAAACUUAAAAUCAAAUUUAAAAAUGUUUAAUAUACACAACUAAACACAUAUAUUUCAAAUUUAAUUGGUCUUUUACGUUAAGAUUUCAAAAUCAAACCCUAAAAAUAUCAACAAUAUUAUAUUACUGAUUACCAAAUCCUAAACCAAAAAUUAUCAUAACUCAAUCUACAUUCACUUAUCUAUAUUGAAAAUAAUUCAAUCGUAGUAAAAAUAAAUUUACAUCAUUUAGAAAUGUUUAUAUUUACAUGAUUUGAAUUUUUUUCUCUAUCAAAAUAAAUUUUAUAAAUAAUUUUUAAGAUCUAAUAUAUGAGAAGAUUUUAGAAGACUUGAAGAUUUCACUUUAAGCGAAAAACCUAACAUAUCAGAAGACUUCCCAAAAAGUUUCCAAACCCUAACCUAAUCAAAUAAUUAACUAAAACGCAAAAAAAAUUCAUUGAAAUUACAACCAACUUAUAAAGUAUUUAAUAUGCAAAAAACUAAAAACAUGUAGGUCAAUGUUUUUUAAAGUUAAGAUUCCAAAAUCUAACCAUUUAAUACAAACAAUACUAUAACAUAUGUUACCAAAUCCUAAACCAAAGACUAUGAUUACUCAACCUAUAUACACUCAUCUAUGUUAAAAACAAUUCAAUUUUAGUAAAUAUAAAUUUACAUAAUUUAGAAAUGUUUAUAAUUACAUGAUUUAAAUUUUUUUUUCCAUCAAAAUAUUUUUAUAAAAAUCUUAAAUUAUUUUAAAGAUUUACUGUACGAGAAGGGGGUUGUAAUGGUAAAACUAAACACAUGUUUUUUGUAUGGUCAUAAAGAGGUUGUUGUAAUUUCAAUAGACUUUAAGAUUACUUUUGCAUUUGAUUGAAUUUUGGGUCUAUUUUUGUAUUAAAAUCAAGUUUUGAGUCAUUUAGGCAAAUUUCUCAAUUUUCAAUAUCGUAAAAUAUACUAAUAUUACUGAAACUAGAGGAAUUCCCUAAGAUAGCUAUUUUUAGUUUAUUUUAACAAAAAGAACCCCCAAUAAAAAAUGACAAAAAGUUUUAUUGAAUAGUAAAUAUACAAUUAUAUUCUUAUGGUUAACAAACAUAAGACAUUGGGUUUAGAGUUAAGAGGUGAAGUUUUGGAGGUAGAGUUUAAAAUUAAAAAAAAUAGAAAAAUAAAUAGUAAAAUAUUUAAAAUAAAAAUUUUAUUUUUUUUGUCAAAAUGCAUUUUCGAAUUUCUAAAAGAAUUUUUGAAAAACAAAAUAACAAACUAUAAAAAAUUUCUAAUUUGAAAACAUAUAAUUCAAAACUAUAAAAAUUAUAUUUUUCAAUUUUUAUUAUUUAUAUAUGUAUAAAACAAGGGGUAAAUGAGUUUUUUGUCUCUUUAAUGAAACAUAUUUUGAUCAAGGGGUAAUAUUUAUAUAUGUAUAAAACAAGGGGUAAGAAAGUUUUUUGUCUCUUUAAUAAAACAUAUUUUGAUCAUUUUUAAAACUUUUUUUGUAAUAAAAACUUGAAAAAGCUAUUUAGGAGAACUGCCAUUGAAACUAACCGAAAGUACCUAAAUUAUUCGAAAAUUUGGUAAAAAAACUAUCCAAAUUUUCUUAAAGUAUUUAAAUGUAUCUAAUAACAUGAAACACUCAAAACAUACUAUAAACUGUUCAAAUUAUCCAAAACUAGUAUUAUGCCAAAUGCUAUGCAAUAGAGUCAACAUAAACAUAUAAUUUGCUUUAGGCAAACCAAAAUAUAAUAAUUUUCAAAAAAAAUUAUUUAUUUUAUUUUAUCAGAAAUUUGUGGAUCCAAUUAAAAAUAUGCAACUCAAAUGUAAAACAUUAAUAUUCUUUUUUAAAAUACAAAAAUAUUUUGUUAACAAGUAAUAAGCAAUAAAAUGAAAAUUUCAUAUAAUAAACAUUGGCAAAUUAGAUACAAAAUUUUAAUAAUAAAAGUUUUAAAUUAACCCUCGUUAUGAGAGAUAAAUGGGGUUGGUGGGAGUGAAUAUAAAUAUUUUCAGACUUGACACUCUGUAAAGGAUAUCAUUUUCCUGGACUUUUCUCAUUCUGCAAUUUGAAAAAAUCCACCAAAAUAGUAAUGAAACUAUGUUUUAAUAAUAGACCUGAAAUAAAAAUUAAGAAAGCCAUAAAUGAAUAGUAGUUCCGACAAAUCCAUAAAAACAGAGAGAAAUAGAAAUUACCUCUUUUGAUAAAGAAAUUGAAGGAUUUUUUCCUUUGAAGAUUUUAUAGAAAAGUUAAUCAACGUUAAAUGGACGUAGAAGAUGACUGCUAGAAAGUGGAGGAGUUAAAUUGGGGAUAGUGGAGAUGGGUGAUUUGUUUCCAUAUAAUUUUUUUGAAAAAUGAAGUUACUCGAGAAAAAUUAGGAAAAACUUUUGGAAAAAUCAAAUAAAAAAAAUUUGAAUAUUCAAUGACACAUGUCAAACACACAAUUUAACGAUUUGCUUUUGCUUUAUAGUAUAAAAAAAAAGACACAUGUCAAACACACAAUUGACAACUUACUUUUGCUUUAUUGUAUAAAAAAAAUGACACAUGUCAAACAUACAAUUUACAACUUACUUUUGUUUUAUAAUUUUUAACUAGGAUAGGUCCGCGCUACGCGCGAAAUGUGAUGUAUUGGUUUUUGCUAAAUUUUUUUAUUUUUUGUAAAUUUUUCUUUUAUGUUCAUUUGGUUGUGAGUGUGAUUAUGUUAAUCGAUAAGUGUUGUCUAUACCAAAUUUCAAUUAUAUAACUAAAAAUAACAUGUGAACAUAAUCAAUCUUCUAGCUGAUUUGAUUGAAAGUUACAAAAUUUCAUAGUGUUAUAAUAUUCAUAAUACUUACCUAAACUUAAACCUUGAGUAUUAUAAAUUAAAUCAAACGAAAUUGAUUAAAAGAGAACACAAUAGGAAAAUUUUGUUAAACCAUGGACCGUGAAAGAUAUUUAUGAGUCUUAUGGAGCGAGAGGUUGAGUUUUGCUCUCUUCUUCUUCCUCUGCAGUUGAAGAAGGAGAUCAAGCCUUUUAUAUUAUGUUUUUCAUCAAUUGGAGUUUUUAUAUUGUUUUUUUAACAAUUAGAUAUAAGAGCACGAGAAAGCAAACAUUUGUGGAUAAAAAAGAAGGAUCAUUGGCAAUUUUGUAAGUUUCAAGAACUAUAUUGCUUUCUCAGUAUUAUCUUUUUUUUUUUAAUAUUUAAAUACUUAUUACGUGGCAGAAUAUUAUUGGCUAAAGGUUUUCCGGCUGCUACACACCGGUUUUUCGAAUAUUCUUUGAAAUCGUAAUUUAAAUCCAUGGUUUACUGCUAAUAUGUUUCUUAAGCGAGUUUUGUAAAUUUAGGAUAUUUUCAAUGAUAUUUUUGAAGAAUGGAUUAAUAAAUAUAUUAGUUUUAUUUGUUCACUCCCGCAUCACUGAUUUCGAGAUUAUAAAAAAUAAGUAAAAUUUGAAUAUAUUAGUUUUUUACAUAUAUUAUAUUUUGAAAAUUUAAAUGUGGAUUUGUUUUGUUACACUAAAUUUCUAGUAGAGAUCAAUAAAAAUAUAAUUACGUAGAUCUAACAUAUUCUCAAGAUAAACACCUUAUAAUGGAGACCAUGAAAUAUCAAGUAUAUUUUACUUAUUCCAUUUGACAGAAAAUAGUUCUACAAAACAUAAAUAAGUGAUCCAAUAUACUUCAAUAUCAAUGAAACAUAGACCUUAGAACAGAGAAAAAAAUAAUAAUGCUUACCUUGCUUAUACUAUUAGUCGGUACAUAGUUUCACUUGGAAUUCGUUGUACUUUUUAAAUAAGCAUCCAUGAAGCCACCUUUAAAUUGUACCAAAAUAGUUAAUAUGCUUCUAACAUCUAUAUUUUGUACUUGUUACUGAUUUCACUCCAUUAAUAUUUCUAAGUUUAUAAUUUACACAUCAUUUGGUGUAAAUGUAUGUAUUUUGUAGCUAUAAAUUAUAUAGUCUAUUCAAGUUGUAGAUAUGAGAAAAUGGACCAUCACACUCGUUCACAACUCUUAACGUUUUGGAUCUCAACACUUCCCCAUACACUUGCAAACCAAAUUGGAUGGAUCCUUCCAUGUCCUUCUGAAACUCAUCCAUUUUGUGUUAUUCAUUAUCCUAUAGAAAUCUUUGUUUAUAUAAGAUAAUAUUAAUGUUUUGUCCGCGCUUCACGCAAGAUAUUUAUUAAUUUUGUCAUAAAUAUUCGUUAUUAUAUUAUUUCAUAUGUUUUAUAAUAAGUGUCAUUUAAAAUUUUUGCACACACAUUAAAAAAAAUAUAUUAAAUUUUCUACAUAGUUUUGCUAAUUAAUGAGUUAAAAUAAUGGUAGAACCUGGAAACUAAAUUUUAUUAAUAUAUGCAUUUGAAAAGUAAAACAAUAUUUAUAAUGAAAAAAAUUCAAAACUUAAAACGACACUUAAUAUGAAGCGGAGGGAUUAUAAAUUAACACUUAAAUGUAUGGUUUAACAAAUUCUAUUUCAAUUAUUUCAAUUUUUUUAAGGUUGUUGCCAUUGCUGUCAACGACGAUAUUGUUGAUGCACAAGUAAUCAACGCUUUUGAAGCUUAGAUAUAUAUUUUUAGGAUUAUGUAAAUAGUUUGGUUUUAUUUUUUUAAUUUUCUAUUGGUUUCUUAAUUUCCUAGUUUUAACUUAAUAUUGUGUAGUAUUUUGUAAAUGAAUAAUAUUGUUUUAAAUGUUUUUUGUUCAAUGUAGUUAUUUUUUUGGGAAUUGCAACUAAUACCACUUUUCAACUUUACAUUAACCAACUUUACCAUUAAAAUUUUAAUGAGUAAAGUACCAUUAUACCCUUAUCUAAUCAAACAUAAACAUAUGUCUUCUCCAACAAGAAUUUUCAAAAUCUCCAAAUUGAUCGACGACUCCAGCGAGAGAUUCGACGAUUCCGGCGAGAUUCGACGACUCCGGCGAUUUCCCCGGCAAAAUUUGAUGAUUCCGACGACGUUGACGUCCAACGAGAUUUGGCGAAGACUACAAGCUCAAACGAACAGAACAAUCUCUCUUCACGAACGCGUAACAAAGGUCAGAGGAUAAUAGAUUGUGAUUUUCGUCUCUUUUCUGUAAUUUUUGCUUGGUUUCUCAAAAUCGAUCGGUUUCUGGGAAGGAGACGAAGUUUUUCUCAUGAAGUUUUCAAAUUUCAGAUUUAUAAAACCUUAUAAAUUUUUAUCGAUGAGAAACAUAGUGUUAUGUAUUUUUCUUUUUGAUAUAUCUUUUGAUCAUUCCUUCUCUAAUCCCCAUGUUCUUAUAAUCAGGUUAUGAUGAUCGAAAUAUGUUCUACAUGUGGAGAAUGAAAACUGAUAAAUGGAAUUCACUGGGAUUUCAUAGUGGAUGAUCAACGAGGAUCCUCUCUUAGUAUGAUUCAUGAAGAUAUCAGCUACAAUGAUUUGAUUGUGGCUGUUUUAGAAGAUUUUGGAAUUGAUGGUAACAAAAACAGUGCAAAUCUUAGCUAUGCCUCACCUUCAAAAUUAAACUUUGGUAUAAAAGAGCUUCCUCCAGCAUUUAUUAGGAAUGAUCGUCAAGUAACAUCUUAUCUGAACAAAUUUAAAGAGAAUGGAAACCUUCAUCUAUGUGUAACCAUUAAGGUAACUGCAUGAAACUCUUUUGCUAACUUGUUUGUUUAUUAGAGUUAUCAGUUAUUUUAUAAGGUAGUAUGUAGUACUAAUGAUUUGCUCAUUGCUGGAGGAAGUAUGCCAUAGCAGUAUCUAUUACAACUUUUACAUUUAUAAGACCUUUUAAUAAUAAUUGUGCAUUUUGGAGGAUCAUUACCACAUAUAUUUUAACUAUUAGCUUUUAUGUUUUUUUUAAUGUUUAAGAGAAGAACUCAAUUAUCACCAAUAAUUGUGUCAAAUAUGAUCCAGUCACGGGGUGAAGUUUUAAUUAAUCAUGAUUUGCCUAUUGCUGGAAAUAGUAAUCCGUUUGAGGUAUUUAUUACAACUCUUAUAUUUAUAAGGCCUUGUAAAAACAUUAUAAAUGAUUCUAUAUUUAGCUUUAUCUUUUUAUGUUUCAGAGGGAAACACAAAUAUCACCAAUGAUUGUGUCAAAUAUGGUUUAGAUACAAGAUGAAGUGUUAAUUACUAAUGAUUUGCCUAUUGCUGGUAGUAGAAAUCUCUGUCAGAGAGGAACACAAAAAUCACCAUUGAUUAUGUCAAACAUGAUUCAGACACAAGAUGAAAUUUCCAGUACUCAUGAUUCGCCUAUUGCUGGAAGUAGUAAUGUAUUUGAGAGAGGAACAAAAACACACCCGAAGACUGAAUGGAACAGCAUUCAGAGAGUUGACGAAGUCUCUGGUAUACAACAUACUCGUAUUAGAGACAGUCGUAUUUCUCCUUCAAGUGGUCUUGUUAGCAAUAAGGUACAUGUAACUUUUUCCUUUCUUAAAUAUAAAUAUAUAAGAAUUUAAUCAAUGUCAUAUAAUGGGUUAUAAAUUCUAUUUUUAAUGUACAUAUUUCAUGUUUUUAUCUUAGAGAGGAUUGGACUCGAUGGGACUUGUUCUAUAUGGGUCUGGAAAGUCAAAAUUGACAUCUUUUUCUAGUAGACGUGGUAGAGAAAGCAUGGGAUAAGAUUCACAUUCCCAUUCCCAUUCAGAUAUCUUGUCUCCAAUUUGUUUAACAAAUCAAUGUGAUGAUGAUGAUGAUUUGUUCUGCGGGAAGUUUUUCAAGGAUAAAAAGGAAAUGAGCACAAAGUUGAGGUUGCAUGCAGUUAGUAAAAGCUUUGAGUUCCACACAGAAUAUUCAGACAAAACACGUUAUAUUCUUAGUUGCGUGGAUGAAAAAUGCAGUUGGAGUUUUCGUGAAAAAUUACUUAAAGGAUCUCAGAGUUUUUUUGUUCGCCAUUAUGUAUCUAAACAUACUUGUGACACUUCUCUGAGAAGUGUUAGUCAUUGGCAAGCUACUGCAAAACUGUUGGGAACUAUGGUCAGCAAUCAUUAUGAAGGAGGAAAGAUUGGGCUGAAACCUAAAUAGAUCAUGGAAAAAGCUAGAAAAGAUCAUGGUGUUGUGAUUUCAUAUUCAAAGGCUUGGAGGUCUCAAGAGCACGGCCAAGAUAUAGCUAGGGGUACUCCUGAUGACAGUUAUGCAGCUUUGCCUAUCUGGUUUCACAUGAUAAAAGAAAAGAAUCCAGGUUCUGUGACUUUUAUCGAAGUUGAUUCUGUUGGAAAAUUCAAAUACGCAUUUUUGUCGCUUGGUCCAUCUAUCAGAGGGUUUAAGUUGAUGAGGAAGGUACUUUCUGUUGAUGGUGCCCAUCUGAAAGCAAAGAAUAAAGGGACUCUACUUGCUGCCACAACACAAGAUGGUAAUUUUCACUUGUAUCCUAUAGCUUCUGCUAUAGUUGAUUCUGAGAAUGAGGCCUCAUGGAGUUGGUUUAUGACAUGUCUGAAAACCAUCAUUCCUGAUAAAGAAGAUUUUGUUUUUGUCUCUGAUCGUGCAACCUCUACUGAAAACGCUCUUUUACAACAUUAUCCGCUUGCUCACCGUGGAAUUUGCGUCUUUCACUUUGAAAAGAAUGUCCUAGACAAUUUCAAGAGUUCAACACUUAUCCCUUUGGUUGUUGAAGCUGCUUAUGCCUACACCAAGGAUGAUUUUGAUUGCUAUUUUCAUGAGAUUGAUCCGUCCGACAUUGUAUUAGCAGAUUAUCUUCGUAAAACAAACUUCAGGAAGUGGUCCCGAGCUUAUUCUCCUGCUAAUCGCUUCAACAUCAUGACGUCAAACUUGGCCGAAUCUAUAAAUUCUUUGCUGAAAGUGAGUCUUGAGUAUCCAAUAGUCUGUCUUUUUGACACAAUUAGGAUGAUAAUGACUAGGUGGUUCACUGAACGACGUGAGCAAGGAGUUCGUCACAUCCACCAUGUCACUCUCGAUGUGGGGAACAAGAUGAAUAAGCUAUAUGAUUUUACGUCUCGCUUUCUCGAUGUUUCCAAAAUCAAUGAUUCAGAGUUUGAGGUUAAGGGAGAUACAAGAGAUCAAGUUGUGAAUUUUCAAACAAGGGAUUGUUCAUGCUUUGUGUUUGAUGUUGAGAAGUUUCCUUGUGCUCAUGCAAUUGCCGCUGCAAAAGCUGGAAAUAAGCAUGAAAAUAAUUAUGUCGAUGAGUUUUUCUCCAAUGAAAGGUGCUUUCUCUCAGUCAUUGUGGUAAUACAUUACCACGUUUAUAUAUGUUUAUAUAAUUGAUCGAAUUUAUACGGUUUUAUAAACAUUGUUCUACAACACUUCUUUUUUCAUUUUUCUUUCUUGGUUGUGCCUUUAUCUAAUUCUCUUAAUUUUCUUAUUAGGUUUACACUAGCAUAUUCAGAGAGUGUAUAUCCUGUUGGUGAUAAAGCAUAUUGGGAUAUUCCUCCCCAUGCAGCUUCGUUUGUUUGUCGUCCUCCAUCUGCACACUUUCCUAGUGGCAGGAGGAAAAAAAAAGAGGAUACCAAUUUCGUGGGAGUAUGGAAAAUAUCGGCCCAUAUCCAAACCAUCACCCAAGUCUUACAAAUGUAGCAGAUGUGGACAGAAAGGACACAACAAAGGUAGUUGUGUGGUGCCUAUUUGAUAACAGAGUAGUAUAAAAACUUGUGUGCAAUUGAUUAUUUUAUAUGAUGUUAUAAGAG
This is a messenger RNA of Brassica napus (rape), 11528 nucleotides long. RefSeq lists its product as uncharacterized. Lineage: Eukaryota; Viridiplantae; Streptophyta; Magnoliopsida; Brassicales; Brassicaceae. The transcript is spliced from 7 exons. The coding region runs from base 9916 to 11109 and encodes 397 amino acids. The record is from RefSeq and is a predicted model, not a curated record. Gene Ontology annotation, molecular function: zinc ion binding.